AUGGCGUCCUUCGCAACGGAGGAUGAGAGUGUCGCCGACCUCUUCGUCCAGCCAAACUUCUGGAAGUCGUCUAUGCUGCUAGACUCACCUACGCCCAUCGCGAAGGAUUUCUUUGAUCUUUCCGACACAACCAGAGUUAAUCCCAUUGUGAGCGAUGUACUGGGCCUUCCGGAUGAUGGAUAUUUCAAGCUUCCCCCAGAUCUCAACACUGCGUCCACGCCUGAAGAUACAGCGGACGAAGAGGCAGGAAACACCAACAAUGAGCCUUUGAAAAGCCCAGGCCCGGACUCCGAUGUGGACCCGUGGAUGUUCCCUCAAGAUGCUACCCAAAAGGCUGCGGAUCUCAAGACGUGGGAUGGCUUCGAUAUCCCUGAGGCGCAUCUCAAGCCGACAGCUUUCAUCACAGAAGCUGGUACGGAUCCGCUCAUCAUCAAGAUCAAGAGGACGACGAGUGACGCAGAUCUACUGUCUCUAAUUUACAAUGAGGCCCAGUCUGCAGAGAUAAGUGAGCCAGUCCUGAGAGACACUAUGGGUCAGAUCCUUCGAAUCGUCUCGACGCCAUGGACUGAAUUUGUUGAAGAAUGGAUUGGGCUGAAGCCGGAAGAGGGCACGCGGAUCAACAAAUCUGGCCCGGGAAAAGCCUUCGUCAAAGUUGAAAACAACAUGUGGAUAGACGACCAAGGAUUCGAGCUGGAAGAACCCGAUUAUUUCUUGGACUCGGACAACAUGCCUAGUUUCAUCCCUGAUGAUGUUGCUCAGGUGAUUUUCGAGACUGGGCGGAACCUUCGCUUUCUACAGGAGAGCCACCCUCAGCAUCCGAUGGCGUCAAUCGAUGGCGUCAGCUCAGCCACUGUGCCGAGACUUGAAUGGCAGUAUGACUGGGAGUCCAUCACGAGGGUCGAAGAAAAGGCGCUUGAAUAUCAACGUGCCGUGCUAGAGCUGCUCCAGCAGACGCGAGAUAGCAGUGGAAGCACUGCACAACAGCCACACAACAGUGUUAUGGUCCAUGAUGACAAGCUGCUCCAAGUCUUUGGCAAAGAUGAGCAGGAUCUUCAACAAACUGUGCUGGCCUCGAUUGCGAGCUUAGAUCGACCGAUCGAGAGGAAGGAGACAUGGAACCAAUUAUCCGAAAUUCUCAGAGGGAAUCUGUUUGACAGCCAAGGGCAGCAAGCAUCCACCACAGUUGCUGAGUUCAGCCCUCACUGGUCGCUACUGCCGUUACUAUCCUUCGGACCGAUGGUGUACGCUCAAGCUCGUCUAAUCAAUCGCGAAUGCCUGCGGUUGUUGUUUAGUGAACAUGGCUUGCGGAAGCAUCUCGCACUCCAGAGGGCGUUCCAACUCUUUGGCAACGGCAUGUUCUCAAGCCGUUUGACGAACGCGCUGUUCAAUUCUGAUAUGGAGACGACUGAGAGACGGUCGGGCAUUUCCAGAUCUGGCGUCACCAUGGGCCUACGCCUGUCGAGUCGUGAGAAUUGGCCACCGGCAAGCUCAGAGCUGCGGCUUGCGCUCAUGGGCGUGCUCACAGAAAGUUACCAGCAAGAGACCGGCACCGAUAACAACGGGCUACCCGGGGACCUCAGCUUCGCCAUCCGGGAGCUGUCGACUGAGGAGAUGGAGAGAUGCAUGGAUCAGGGGUCCCUCGAGGCCCUCGACUUCCUGCGGAUGUCUUACAAGCCUCCGCAGGCGCUGGCCCCAGUCAUUACGCCGGCGUCACUUGUAAAGUAUGAUCGGAUCUUCAAGCUCAUGCUUCGCGUCUUGCGCAUGCUGUUUGUGGUGGACCAGCUCUUCCGCGACAUUGCCCUAAAGACAUCACACUGGGCAAACCUCGACGAUGUGUGUGUGCGCUUCCGCGUGGAAGCCCACCACUUUGUCACAAAUCUUGCCCGCUACUUCUUCGACACAGGCAUCGACCAGCCAUGGCGCCGUUUUCAGACGUGGCUGGACAAGAUUGAGAAGGGGCUCCAGGACAGCGGUCUUGACAAGAACUCCGCAAUCGUGAGCCCAAAGAGGCUUGGAGAGGAGCACGAGCGGACCCUCGACGAUAUAGCCCAAGCGCUCCUCCUGAGGAAGCGGCAGCAACCAGUCCUCAAACUACUGGAGGAGAUUUUUACGCAAAUCCUGCGAUUUGCCAGACAAUCACGGCUACGUGCACCCAGCGACGAUGACUCGGUCGAAAUCAAGAAGCUGUACAAGGCCUUCCGCGAGAAGGUUGAGAUCUUCAUUACUGUAUGUAGAGGCAUGGGCGAGAAGGCUGGGUCGAGGAAUGACAGGGAGUCCAGUGGGCGCUCGCAGGAGAGCGCACUUGCGAUGCUCGUGCUCAUGCUCGACAUGUCGAACUAUUACACGAAGCGCUAG
Messenger RNA from Diaporthe citri, 2355 nucleotides. RefSeq lists its product as uncharacterized. Gene Ontology annotation, cellular component: gamma-tubulin complex; spindle pole; centrosome. The record is from RefSeq and is a predicted model, not a curated record. Gene Ontology annotation, biological process: meiotic cell cycle; microtubule nucleation; cytoplasmic microtubule organization. Gene Ontology annotation, molecular function: gamma-tubulin binding; microtubule minus-end binding. The transcript is spliced from 3 exons. Bases 1 to 2355 code for a protein of 784 amino acids. Lineage: Eukaryota; Fungi; Ascomycota; Sordariomycetes; Diaporthales; Diaporthaceae.